Molecule: messenger RNA, 834 nt
Organism: Closterium sp. Naga37s-1
Lineage: Eukaryota; Viridiplantae; Streptophyta; Zygnematophyceae; Desmidiales; Closteriaceae
Source: the annotation of a GenBank genome assembly
AUGGGCUGUAACGGUACUGGCAACAGCAGCAGCGGGAGCAGUGGCGGGAGUGGUGGUGCUGGUGCUGGUGCUGGUUUGAGGGGGAGAGAGGUGGGGCCGACAGUGGCUUUGGUGUGUGAGCUGGCGAGACGGCACAACAUGGUGAUUAUAAGCCAUGUGCUCGAAAGGGAUGUGACGCACGGCGACACUGUGUGGAACACUGCCGUUAUCGUGGGCAACAAAGGGAACAUCAUUGGGAAGCACCGCAAGAAUCACAUUCCGCGGGUGGGUGACUUUAACGAGAGCACCUACUACAUGGAGGGCAACACGGGCCACCCGGUGUUUGAGACGGAGUUUGGGCGAGUGGCAGUCAACAUCUGCUACGGCCGCCACCACCCCCUCAACUGGAUGGCCUUUGCUCUCAACGGAGCGGAAAUCAUCUUCAAUCCGUCUGCCACUGUGGGAGGGCUCAGUGAACCGCUGUGGCCAAUCGAGGCGCGGUGUGCAGCCAUAGCCAACAGUGUGUUUGUGGGGGCAAUCAACCGCGUCGGCACAGAGACCUUCCCCCACGCCUUCACCUCGGGGGACUGCCGGCCUGCCCACAGCGACUUCGGGCAUUUCUAUGGCUCGUCCUACUUCGCUGCUCCUGAUGGCUCGCGCACCCCCGCUGCCUCUAGGUGCCGGGACGGGCUCAUGAUCGCCGACCUAGAUUUGAACCUGUGCCGCCAGGUGCGGGACAAGUGGGGCUUCCAGAUGACCGCCCGCUACGACAUGUACCGGGAUCUUUUGGACCGAUACUGUCGCCCGGAUUUCCAGCCACAGAUUGUCAGAGACCCCACUCUCCCACCUGUGUAA